CCACUCUCUUUCGUUUGUAUCUUCUGUUUCGUUUCAAGUUACAAUAAGAACUUAUUCUGUUAAUUAUGCUUCUAGACUUGAAACAAGCUAUUAAUGUCUUUAAAAAUCUUUCUAACCGGCCGGUUCCGACUCUUGCUCGAUUUCUCGAUACUUCCCCAAUAACCAUUGCUUCCAAAUGGAAUAUUCUAGAUGUUGAACAUACUAAAAAAGUACAUUUUGAACAAACGUUCUUCAGUACUCAAGAAAAUAGCUUUAUAAGUUCACCGCCAACGGAAGUUGACUAUACUUCACGCGUUUAUUCUCCAUCAAGUAAACAAAGCGCGCUCUUAUUAAACAAAAAAGUUUCUGGCGAAGAUGAGCAAAGCUUCGAAAUUUGGAAUGAAAUUGGACUAAAAAAAGUCUAUAAUGUAAAGAAAUUUGAUCACGGUAAAGUUCAUCCACCUUCAGCCUAUAUUGGUAGUAUAAGAUUCUCUCCUGAUGGGAAACAUAUCUUAUACAUUGCUGAGAAAAAGCAAAAAGAAGAAAAAAAUCCAUAUGUUGAUAAUGAAGAUGAUAAAAGCAGAAAAAACUUCGAAUUUCAGGAAUCAUUCGGAGAACAAAUGGGUUCUUUUAAGCAAACAGUUUUGUGUAUCUUAAAUAUAGAGACUGGGGAAUGCAAAAUUGUUGAUGUUCUUCCAUCAGCAGUCACAAUAGGAAUAGCAGAGUGGAAUUUAGAUAAUAAAAGUGUAAUUUGUAUUGCAUGGAAAACCCUACCUUAUAAAUUAGGUUUGAUAUAUUGCCCUAUGAGAUGCAAUUGCGUUUAUUCUAUAAAUCUUGAUGAAAAUCGAGCCGAUCUGUUGUUUGAAGAUGAAAAUUUGUGCACGCUUUUUCCCAGAAUCACUAAAGAAAAGAUUUAUUGUCUCCAAUCUAAAACUGGAGGCGAACACUGCCGUACGGCCCGCCUAGCUGAGAUUGAUAUCAAGUCAAAAAGUUUAAGAGUUAUUGUUGAUGUUGUUGAUCAACCACAUAACAACGGCUUUCCCGGUCUUUCUCCCUAUGUCGUUCCUCCUUCAAGAUGUUUCUCAAAAAAUGGCGAUCAGUUACAUUUAUCAUCACUUUGGGGUUGUGAUGAAGCUCUUUUAUCAAUUAAUUUACAAACACGCUCGGUUAAGCGAAUCCCAGCCCCGGAAGGCUUCUCUUCUGUCAGCGUUCUCGAUGUACGGGAUGACGUCUUACUAUGUAUUUGUUCAGCUAUGAAUCAAAUCCCGGUUUUGGGAAUUUGUAGAGUAGAAGAUAAUGAAUGGUCACUGAUAAAUCCUCCUAAACCCCUAAAUUUUACUGUAGAGCGUAAAACAUUUAAAGCUAAAUUCGAAGGAAAAAGUUUUGCUCCUAAAGAAUUUAACGGCUUACUCGUAAAGCCAGAAAAUUUUGACUCGAAAAGUACUCCCUUAAUUCUUUCCAAUCAUGGAGGUCCUCAUAGUUGCUUCACUACCGCGUACAGAGAAGUUACGGCGGCCUUGGCUAUUUCGGGAUUUGGUGUGCUAGAAGUUAAUUAUCGGGGAUCUCUGGGUCAAGGAGAGAAUUCUAUUCGUAGUUUGCCUGGUUUAUGCGGAAAACAGGACGUUCUUGACAUUAAACAGGCUUUGGAUGAAGUCUUGAAGGAAGACGGUUUCAAUAAAGAAAAGCUGUUGGUAAUGGGUGGAUCUCAUGGAGGCUUCUUAACAGUUCACUUAAUAGGCCAAUUUCCUGAUUUGUUUAAAGCAGCCAUUUGCCGUAAUCCAGUUAUAAACAUCGCCACUAUGGUUCAUUCAUCUGACAUUCCUGAUUGGACCUUUAUCGAAACGGGAUACGAAAGAUUUGAUUUUAAAAAUUUAGGAGAUCCAGAAGUUUAUAAAAAAAUGUUUGAGUGUUCUCCGAUUAAGUACGUCGAUAAUAUUCGAACGCCUCUGUUAAUCGCAUUAGGAGAGAAGGAUAGACGCGUUCCCUGGCGACAAGGUCAUGAGCUGCGAAGAUCUUUAUUGGCCAGAGGCGCUUGCGUCAAAACUCUUGUUUACCCUGAUGACUGUCAUCCUUUAGACUCUGCUGACGCUCAAUGUGAUAGUUUUGUACAAUUUUACGAUUGGUUUUAUCAGCAUUUACAAUCGUAA
Messenger RNA from Dimorphilus gyrociliatus, 2126 nucleotides. NCBI's taxonomy places the organism in Eukaryota, Metazoa, Annelida, Polychaeta, Dinophilidae. The record is from the annotation of a GenBank genome assembly.